Molecule: messenger RNA, 1254 nt
Organism: Anopheles maculipalpis
Lineage: Eukaryota; Metazoa; Arthropoda; Insecta; Diptera; Culicidae
Gene: Coprox
Product: oxygen-dependent coproporphyrinogen-III oxidase
Exons: 3
Coding region: 21-1214 (397 amino acids)
Cellular component (GO): mitochondrial intermembrane space; cytoplasm
Molecular function (GO): coproporphyrinogen oxidase activity
Source: RefSeq, a predicted model, not a curated record
GGUGAACAACGAUUUUGAAGAUGCUCCGUACCGGUGCCAGCCGGCUUAUCGGACGACAAAUGCACAGCAGUGCAGGUAGUUCCAGUAGAAAGUCAUCUAUGAUAAGAGUACUUGGCAGUGCAGCUUUCGUUGGCGGUGCUACGGGCGCAAUAGCGUACCAUUGGCUCUACGGGAAUAAAGUUCAAAUGGCAGCCAGCGUCCGUGGUACGACCGCAAAGCUGGCAAGUGUUUCGCAUUAUAUGGCUGAACCGAUCACCAGUCGGCAGGAGUUGGAUGCGAACCGGAACGAUAUGAAGUGCCGAAUGGAAGAGCUGGUAAUGAGGAUACAGUACGACUUUUGCCGUUCACUGGAAGCGGAGGAAAACUUUGGCAAGCAGUUUCUGGUCGAUCGCUGGGAGCGAAAGGAAGGCGGCGGUGGAAUUACCUGUGUCCUGCAGGAUGGCGAUGUGUUCGAAAAGGCCGGUGUAAACAUAUCGGUGGUGCAUGGAAACCUACCGAAAGGUGCCAUUCAGCAGAUGCGUUCUCGCGGCAAGCAGCUGGCCGAGGGUGAGCUGCCCUUUUUCGCCGUGGGCGUAAGCGCCGUAAUCCAUCCACGCAAUCCCAUGGUUCCGACGAUUCACUUCAACUAUCGCUACUUUGAGGUAACGGACUCGGCCGGUCAGAAGCAGUGGUGGUUUGGCGGUGGUACCGAUCUCACGCCGUACUAUCUGAAUGAGUCGGACGCGGAACACUUUCACCGCACGCUGAAAGAAGCGUGUGAUCCGCACGAUCCGACGUACUAUCCGCGGUUUAAGGAGUGGUGCGACAAGUAUUUCUUCAUACCGCACCGUAACGAGAGUCGCGGUGUCGGAGGCAUUUUCUUCGACGAUCUGGACGGGCCCGAUGCCGAGCGGGCGUUUGAUUUCGUUUCUUCCUGUGCACAUUCCGUAGUGCCAUCGUAUCUACCAUUGGUUCGGCAACACAAAAAUGACCCGUACGGUGACCGCCAUCGGCAGUGGCAACUGUUGCGCCGUGGUCGUUACGUUGAGUUUAAUCUCAUAUAUGAUCGCGGUACAAAGUUUGGUCUGUACACGCCAGGUGCAAGAUACGAAAGCAUCCUAAUGUCCCUGCCACUGAAUGCGAGAUGGGAGUACAUGAAUAUCCCUACCGAAGGGACAGAAGAGGCGGCCAUCAUCGAGGUUCUUAAGAAGCCCAAAAAUUGGCUUAAAUUGUAAUUAUGUCCAAGCAAUCAUUCACAAACGGAUGCGAAAAAAG